CUGAGCGCAUAAUAGCACUAGAGUGACGAUUCAACACUUCAUUGUUGACUGUGAGUUACUGUGAGUGACUGUGAGCGAGAGACACGCACACACAGAUCAGUCUCUCUCUCUCUCCACCCACCACAUCAGUGCUGCUGUAACGCGACUCAGAAAAGGUUCUUCCCUCGGUGUCUCCAGUCCUCCCUGAUAACCCCUCAGAAUUUACAGCGCACUGGAUUAUUAAACGACGCACGCUUGGACUACCACACGUCUGUAAUCCGCGGUUAAAACCGCACAGAAUCGGCGUACAAGAUGAAUUCGAUACGACAGGUUCCGUCGAGGAUGAAGACCCGAAUGUCAGAAACGAGUCUAGCAGCCGAGAGGGAUCAUUUUGAGAAACAGCAGCUCAGCAGUAUCAGUAAGGCCAUCAAUUCUACAGAGACACCGCUGAAGGAGAAACAUGCUCGCAGAAUUAUUUUGGGAACUCACAGACAGAAGGGGGCGUACACCUUCUGGUCCUACGCCAUGGGCCUGCCCCUGCCCAGCAGUUCCAUCCUCAGCUGGAAGUUCUGUCAUGUAGUACACAAAAUCCUGCGAGAUGGCCAUCGCAACAGUUUACAAGACUGUAUGAGACACUACAGCGGGGUUGCUGAAACAGGGUUGCUCUGGAAUAAUAUCAGAGACAGACAUGGAUAUGCACAGCUGGUUUCUGUAUAUUCUAAGCUCCUCUGCAACAAAAUGGAGUUUCACACUAAGCAUUCGGAAAUCCCAUGCAGUUUAGAGGUCACAGAUGAACUCCUGGAGCGUACGGCAGGAACAGACAUCAAUAACGUGUUCCAGCUUACUGUUGAAGUCUUUGAUUACAUGGACACCGAACUUCGAUUAGCAGAAGCAGUGAUUCGCCAGCUCAAUAUGUCUAUUGCAAUUUCAACACUGACAUCAGGUCAGUGUAAGCUAGCUCCUCUCAUCCAGGUCAUCCAGGACUGCAGUCAUCUGUAUCACUAUACUGUCAAACUGCUCUUCAAACUCCAUGCCUGUUUACCAGCAGACACACUUCAAGGGCACCGCGAACGCUUCCAUGAUCAGUUUCACAGCUUAAAAACGUUCCUGAAUAAAGCACGAGACAUGAUGUACUUCAAGAGGCUCAUCCAGAUCCCCAGACUGCCUGAAUCUCCGCCAAAUUUUCUGCGUGCUUCGGCUCUAGCGGAGCACGUUAAACCCAUGGUUGUCAUCCCAGAUAACGAGGAGCCUGAAGAACUGGAGGAGGAUGAUCCCGAGCCUCUGAUAGAUGUUAGUGAAGCAGCGACCAUCACAAACUCUCAGCCAAUGGCUGACAUAUUUGAUCAGGCAUUCGGACCACCCAAUAAUGGAUUUGAUGAUCGUGACCUGCAAAUCGAACGUCUGAAGCGAGAAAUUGAAUUGCUACAAGCCGAGCUGGAGAAAAUCAAAGGAGAGGCUCAGCGAUACAUCACGCAGCUGAAGUCACAGAUCAACAGUCUGGAGGCUGAGCUGGAGGAGCAGCGCAUGCAGAAACAGCGAGCGCUGGUGGAGAACGAACAGCUGCGGAUAGAGCUGGAGUCAUACCACCACCGCAGCGUUGAGCACGAGAGCCUACAGGCCACGUUUACAGAAGCCGAGAAGAGAGCACAAGCAACAGAUAUGCGCUACAAUAAACUGAAGGAGAAACACGCCGAACUGGUCGCCAACCAUGCUGAACUUCUCCGAAAGAGCGCAGAUACUGUAAAGAUGCUGUCAGCCACACAGCAGACUCAAGAGGAAGUGGAACGAACCAAACAACAGUUAGCAUUUGAGAUCGAGAGUGUGAGACAGGAGGCUGACAUCAAGAUGGAAGAGCAGAAGUUUGAUAUGGAAAAACUGCGACGAGAACUCGAAGAGAAAAACUCUGAGAUUUACAGAGUCAAAGCUUCACUGCAGUCCACUGAGAAGACCGGAGAGAGGAUGAACAGCUCUAUGGCUGCUCUACAGGCAGAGAAAGAGAGAUUGAUGCGCUCUGUGAGCGAGAAGGAUGCUGAACUCUCGUCUCUGAAGCAGGCGGCUCAGUUGAAAGAGUCAUCGCUCCUGCAGGAACGGGACAGAAGCAUCAGGGAGCUGGGAGAACUGCAGGGCAAACUCAAAGAGAAUUCAAGUCGUGAGGAACAGCUCCAGCAGAAGUUGUUGGAGGAGCAGUUCUCUCUCCUUCAGGCCACCGUCACUGAGGCUGAGAACAUCAUUCAGGACGCUGUGGCCAAACUUGAUGACCCGCUGCAUAUCCGAUGUGCCAGUUCCCCAGAUUACCUCAUCAGCCGGGCCGAGGCCACGCUUUCUUCCGUUGAUAAAGUUCAAGCCGGCCACUCCGAGUUUGUGAAGAAUAUGAAGGAUGCUGGCGGUCUGGUUAGGGCUCUUACUAAGUUCUCUCAUCUCGCGGCGGACACAAUAACCAACGGAAGCGCCACGGCAAACAUGGCCCCUACCGACCAAGCUGACCGUUUGACAGAGCACUGUAGGGGUUGUGCCACACAGAGUCUGCACUUUCUUAGAGACCUUAAAUCAAAAUCAUCUCUGAGGGGAGCCGAUCCCGCCUCGAUUCGAGCAGCGGUUCAGAAGAUCCUCAGAAUAGGACAGGAUUUGAGGCCAAAAGGAAUGGAUGUAGGGAAAGAUGAGUUGGGUGACGUGGUGGAGAAAGAAAUGGCUGCUACCUCUGCUGCUAUCGAAGAGGCUGUUAGGAGGAUAGAUGAAAUGAUGAAUCAAGCCAGGAAGGACACAACAGGAGUUAAAUUGGAAGUUAAUGAGAGAAUUCUGUUUAGCUGCACUGAUCUUAUGAAGGCCAUCCGUAUGCUAGUGAUAGCAUCCACAGAUCUGCAGAAGGAGAUUGUUGAAAGUGGAAGGGGCGGUGCAACAGUGAAAGAUUUUUACGCUCGUAACUCUCGCUGGACAGAAGGUCUUAUAUCUGCUUCUAAAGCCGUAGGAUGGGGUGCGACACAGAUGGUGGAUUCUGCAGAUAAGGUGGUGUUACACACGGGGAAAUAUGAGGAGCUGAUCGUGUGCUCUCAUGAGAUCGCUGCCAGCACGGCACAACUUGUUGCAGCUUCCAAGGUGAAAGCAGAACCGAGCAGUAAGAGGCUGGGUGUGCUGCAACAGGCCUCGCGUCAUGUUAAUGAAAUGGCUGCUAAUGUGGUGGCGUCCACCAGGACGGGACUGGAACAAAUCGAGGACAAGGACACCAUGAACUUCUCCGGCAUGUCUUUGAUCAAGCUGAGAAGAGAAGAAAUGGAGACACAGGUAAAGGUUUUAGAGCUGGAGUCCAUGCUGGGUAAUGAGCGUCUGCGUUUGGGUGAGCUCAGGAAGAAGCACUAUGAGAUCGCAGGUGUCCCGCUGGAGCCGAUGGCUCAGGACAACGGUCUACAGACCUCCUCAUAUGCUACCCCAUCAUCUCCCAAACCAUCUAAACCCACUCUAAUGAAGAAACCAGCUUUCGCACAGAAACCCAACAUCCCUUCUAAAAGCAUGUUCAGGUGAGCAUGUCUUGACGAAGAUAUUUGAAGACUUGCGUGAAAUCAUGGUCAUUUUUAUCCUCCUCUUGCAGCCCCCCCCCCCCCACUUUUAACCCUUUCUGUGACUGCUCAUUGAAAUGUGCUGCCGUAGCCUACAGGUCAUUGUACAUUUGAGGGUUACUUGUGCCUUUUUAUCUUAGAUGUGGAGCUACACUAUUGUUUGGUGGAAGUAGCCGAGAUUUGCACGGGGAUUAGGGGUAUAUUUAGAUGCAUAGAAUCCCACUAUAUUUAUGUAAGAAAUAACAGAGCGUUUGACAUUGCACAUAGAUUUUGAACUGAAACUCAAUCCACCUUGCAGUUCACUCCCUGGAGUCAGUCCCCCUGAGAUCCCCUCAAUGUUCAAACCCUUCUUGUUUUUAGAUUACAGAUAUUAUUAACUGUCUUAUUUAAAUAGCACAUAGAAUGUACUCGGGUAAAUAGUGAGUAGCUUUCUGACUUCAGGUCAGCAACAACAUCAUUGCAAUACAUUUUUAAUCUGUAAGUGUUCUCGCAUACAUUGUUUUAUGUGUGAUUCUUAUAAAGUGUUUAAAACGUAUUCGUGUUACAAUAAACAUAAGGGUAAUAUGGUAUGAAAUGAAUUCUGCCACACUAUGUGUAUAUCUACAGAGUACUGUAUAUGUUGAGCCUUUUUAAUUGGGAGGUUUUUCAUUGAAUCGGGGUGAAAUGUCUCUUUCUUCACAUCUAUAGAUUAUAUUUUACUCAUGUUCGACUGUUCCUUGUAAUAAAUGUAAAAUGAACAAUAAAUGUUAGAUGUGUGGACACUGUAGCACAGAUUGUAUUUAAUGUGAAAUGUGUUAUAUGCUUUACUCUAAAUUUGAAUAAAUAGAUUAUUCGGAUUAAA
Messenger RNA from Triplophysa dalaica, 4371 nucleotides. It is a transcript of the gene hip1rb, whose product is annotated as huntingtin interacting protein 1 related b. The record is from RefSeq and is a predicted model, not a curated record. The transcript has 32 exons. Bases 292 to 3495 code for a protein of 1067 amino acids. Gene Ontology annotation, molecular function: phosphatidylinositol-3,4-bisphosphate binding; clathrin-cargo adaptor activity; phosphatidylinositol-3,5-bisphosphate binding. Gene Ontology annotation, cellular component: actin cortical patch; clathrin-coated vesicle. Gene Ontology annotation, biological process: actin filament organization; clathrin coat assembly; endocytosis. NCBI's taxonomy places the organism in Eukaryota, Metazoa, Chordata, Actinopteri, Cypriniformes, Nemacheilidae.